Molecule: messenger RNA, 1710 nt
Organism: Motacilla alba alba
Lineage: Eukaryota; Metazoa; Chordata; Aves; Passeriformes; Motacillidae
Gene: ASB16
Product: ankyrin repeat and SOCS box containing 16
Exons: 5
Coding region: 216-1577 (453 amino acids)
Biological process (GO): intracellular signal transduction; protein localization to ciliary inversin compartment
Cellular component (GO): ciliary inversin compartment
Molecular function (GO): protein binding
Source: RefSeq, a predicted model, not a curated record
CCAGAUCCCUCCCCAAGGGACGCACCCACCAACAGGUUAAACUGCCCUGCACCCCGUGACUCUGUUUACCACCAGGAGUUAUUUAUAGGGCCCCUGGCUCUGGGAUUUGAUUCCACAUCCGUGUGUGGGGCACAGCCCUAUUUAUAACCGCCAGGCUCCGGGCCCCGCUCGCUGUCCCCAGAGUCCCCAAAGCUCCCCUGCCCUCCGGGGCUCCCAUGGCCCACGAGAGCUUCGCCUUCAGCCCGUCGGCGCUGCGCUCGCUGCGGCUGCAGCGGGAGCUGCUGGAGCGGGAGGAUCGGCGCCGGGCGCUGGCCCGGGCAUCGGCCUCGCGCCGCCUCCUGCCCGGGACCCCCCCGAGCCCCCCCCGGCGGCGCCAGUUCUGCCGCGACCCCGCCGUGCACAACGCCCUCUACGCCGGGGACCUGCCCCGCGUCCAGAGCAUCUUCAGGGACGAGGCCACCGCCAACGUGGUGCUGGAGACGGUCAGCGAGGAGCUGGUGUGGUCACCGGAGCAGGGGCUGUGGGUGCUGAGCCCCCGCCGGCAGCAAACCUCCGCCCUGCGCAUCGCCGCCGCCCGCGGCUACGAGGACUGCGCCCGGCACCUGCUGCUGCGGGGGGCGGCCGUGGACGCCGUGGUGGGGGGCCGGGCCCCCCUGCACGACAGCGCGGCCGCCCCCCACCCCAACUGCGCCCGCCUGCUGCUGGCCUUCGGCGCCGACCCCAACGUGCUGAGCGCCGACGGCGCGGCCCCGCUGCACCUCUGCACCGCGCCCCACAGCCUCAGGUGCGCGGAGCUGCUGCUGGCGCACGGCGCGCAGGUGAACCUGGGCACCCGUGACCGCCAGGUGACAGCCCUGCACGUGGCGGCGCGCCAGGGGCUGGUGGCCCACGUGGAGCUGUACCUGCACCACGGCGCCGACCCCUCGCAGCGCACCCACCAGGGCGAGACCCCGCUGAACGCGGCGGCGGCGGCGGCCGAGCGCCCCGAGGACGCGGAGCGCUUCCUCCGCGUGGCCGAGCGGCUGCUGGCGGCCGGCGCCGAGCCCGGGGCCGCGGGGCGCAAGGGCCACACGCCGCUGCACAACGCCUGUGCCAACGGGCACCCCGCGCUGGCGCGGCUGCUGCUCCGCCACGGCGCCGACGCCACCGUGCCCAACGGCGCCGGGGACACCCCCAUGGACUGCGCCCUCCGCGCCGUGCGCGAGUACCGGCGGCAGCGGCCCGAGGAGACCCUCGCCCUCCUGCUGGACCACGGCGCGCUCCCCCCGCACCCCAAGAUGCUCAGGCUGUGCUGCCAGCACCCGCCGGCGCUGGAGGUGAUGCUCAACGCCUACGACCGCGUGCCCGCCGCCGACGGCUGGCUGGAGGCCGUGCCCCCCGAGCUCUGGGAGGAGCACCGGGAGUUCUACGCCUCGGCCGCGCGCAUGGCGGGGAGGCCGCGGCGGCUGCAGCACCUGGCGCGUGUGGCCAUCCGGCGUCACCUGGGCGCCCGCUGCCGCGCCGCUGUCCCCAAGCUGGCGCUGCCACCCCCACUGCGCCGCUACCUCCAGCUGCCCAUCGAGGGUCUCAUCUCCUGAGGGCGCUCCAUGUGUCCCCACUGGUGUCCCCUCCGUGUCUCACACCGGUUGUCCCCUUGCUGUGUCCCCCCCCCCCGUGCCCUGGUGUCAAUAAAGGACAUGGCAGAGGUGGCCCUUGAGAUGUCUUUGUCCC